AUGCUGGACUUCAUGGAAUAUAUCCAGAUUGCCUUCGCGGAGGCAACAAACUGGAAUCGCGACAAUUCUUAUUUAUCGCUGAACACGACUGCGCAAUCAAUAUUGGAUUUCUCUACCCCCGAGAGACUGCGCGUCCGCUUGUCUUCGCUGUCCACCCCUCAUUUUGCGACCAGCUACAGCCUCGGCACGGUGGGAUUGCUUGACGGUUCCGUCUCCUAUCUAUUCAGCACUGUUCCGUUCCACGACACCCCCAGUCGCAGUGCCUUGGUCCCUCUAAGAAAGAUCUCCCCGGGAUAUCGCCAAGUACAUGCCCCAAGUGCCCCAGCCGAGACAUGGAAAUGGGGCUCUCUUCUAGAUGGAGUCAAUAUCCCAGGCCUUAAGAAUACAUCAUCGUCGUCGUUAAUGGGUGAUGAAGAGAACAAUGCGAUCAACGAUGCGAGCAAUUCGAAAGCGACGCUCCUGCAUGGCUCCUUACAUCUUCCGUCUCCGACGACACUCAAUGCCUUAUUCCUACGAAGGAUAUCCUCUACCAUGCAGCUGUCAUUAGCAGUAUGUUCCACUCAGGGACCUCCGCUGUCCAAAUCGGCGCCGCAGGCAUCAAUGCUAGCUACAUUGUCCCACGAUACCGGCAAAUACAGCAAUGAAUACCUAUUCAGUACAGAUAACUCCUUGUUUGGCUGGCGAGGACUCUGGAAUUUUGGACCGGAUCCCAGGUACCCCCGCGAGGGUUCGCCGCCUGCGCCUUCACUCCUCUCGGCUGGCGCAGAAGCAUACUACUCGCCCAUUUCGUCCUUAAUUGGCAUUUCCACAGGCUUACGAUUCAGUACCCUGCCUGCCGCGACCGAAGUGCCCGUGCAAUCAUCCUCAUCUUCCUCCCACCCUUCCCCUAUCUCAUCCUUCCCAUAUACUCUGACCCUCACCCUCACGCCGAUCACUGGCUCGCUCUCCACAACAUACUCGCUGCGAGCGUCACCGAACCUGGCCUUCAGCUCGCGGUUCGGCUUCAAUGUCUACAGCUGGGAGAGCGAAAUGGUUGCCGGCUUCGAGCUCUGGCGCCGGAACAAGAAAUCAGAUCCCCUCGCGGACGAUGAUCUCGAAUGGGCUCGCCGCAAAGUGCGCCUGUAUGACUUUUCCACCCCGCUCCCGGGCUCUGCAGCGCCUCCGCUUGCCUUGGACCCGGUGCGCCCCGAACCUGCUGUCGUAUCACCCGAGGAUAGCAACACCGAAGCCGAUGAUUCGGUCAUCAAGCUCCGUGUGGACCAAUCCUGGAACGUCCGAUUGCUUUGGGAGGGUCGAGUCAAGGAGUUGCUCGUGAGCGCGGGAGUCGGGCUCGGCCCGGGCUCAUUCUCGAUGGGACCCAAUGGCAGUGGACCCUCGUAUUGGCGCGGGGUGGGGGUUUCGGUGAUGUAUUCUUCAUAG
Molecule: messenger RNA, 1419 nt
Organism: Penicillium chermesinum
Lineage: Eukaryota; Fungi; Ascomycota; Eurotiomycetes; Eurotiales; Aspergillaceae
Product: mitochondrial distribution and morphology protein 10
Exons: 2
Coding region: 1-1419 (472 amino acids)
Biological process (GO): mitochondrial outer membrane translocase complex assembly; phospholipid transport; establishment of mitochondrion localization
Cellular component (GO): ERMES complex; SAM complex
Source: RefSeq, a predicted model, not a curated record